UUCGUUGCAAGCAUGGUAGAGCCGUUCUCACUUGCGGUCAACGUUAUACAGAUCAUAUCCGCGUGCGCUUCCACCAUCAAAGCCAUCGACCAUCUCAUCCAGCAGUAUGCGGACGCUUCGACGAAGCUGAAGUCCUUAUCUGCGAAAGCCAGCCUGGUCAAGGUAACGCUGAAUGAACUCAGCAAAGCCCUCACGGGUCAAGACUCGUUCUUCGCGAAAAAGAUCGAGGACGAUGCGGAGCUCAAGGGCGCCAUCGACCAGACCUUGACGGGAUGCUGGACCGUGUUUCUCCUUCUCCAGAAGGAGCUUGGGAAGUGGAUGCCAGACAAAGCAAAGGACGCCAACUUCAAACAAAGAGCAGGUCUGCUGUUCAACGACGAGAUCAUCCAGGACUAUCGAAGCCAAAUAGAGGGCCAUGUAGAAGGGCUGAAGACAGUCUUGGUGUGCCUUCAAGCAAAAACGGUGGCGGAGACUCACUCCACCCUCCAACAUGCCAAUGCGACCCUUGAGAAAAUAGCGAAUGCCACUCUCCAGAUCCGCGAGGAGCACAAGGAAAUGUGCUUCCCGGAGUCCGUGUACGAAGGCUACACGACAUUUGAACAGGACAAGGAAUUCGAUGGUGCGCUGCUCAACAGUUCGGCGUACAGGGCGGCCUUCCAGACGGCGCGUAAGAACAGUUAUCUGAGCGUUGGCGAGGUCUCUCCGGGUGCGACGUCCUCGCUGUCAUCGAUGGCUCGACGCCAGGCUCAGAUGGACUUUCUGUCAGACCAAGUGCCCGAACAGCAGACCUGCGCGUCGGCAGAGGUGCAUGGCCCACAUGAUCUGCUCAGCGCAGAAGCAAUCGGUGAUCUCAUAAGUUUCGGUGACGAUGACGACGAGUGGGAGGCUCAGCCGUCUACACCGUCAAACAGCGGGUUCAAGGACUUGGUUGGUCUUACUUGGGACACGAAAUCGACGAAUUCACAUCUUCUUGACUCAAAGGAAUCAUUUUUGAUAGCUGAUGGUCAAACCGAAACGUCCUCUUCUCGAACGGGUGGACCUUCAGCUUCGCGGGCAGCAUAUACAGCUCAUCCGGCAUCCCAUUUAGACUCUCUACUUGACGAACUGUUGAGCGACUCAACUGUUCAAAGCAAGAAGAUUUCGCAUGACAAACUUGGAGGUAGGAGAGACUCCGGCCAAGCGGAGGUUGAUCAAGUUUCUAGCAUCCAAAGUGAAUCGGCCUUUCGAACCGUUCCCGUCAUUGCGUCACACGCCGAGGGGGAGGUUGUCGAGUCCCCGCACGAAGGUCUGAUUUCGGAUCCAAAACGUGUUGAAGAAAAGAUCCCCGUACUGGUCGAUGGCGUUGCAGAAAGGCCGGAAUCGUCUGCUUCCAGCGCUACUAACUGCGCAACCGUCUCGAGCCCAAUCACCGGGUCGACCUUGAACUCACCUACCUUUAGCCAAUCCAUCCCAUCGCCAAUGUCCCCAGACCUGUCAGUUCGUCUAAUACCAGUGGAUCAUCGCUUCAAUAAUCUACCAGACUACGUCCCUGAAGGGGAUGAGCGUACACGUGAGCGUCUACUUGACGCUAUGCUGCUAUGCGCUCAGUCUCAGGAUGCUGAAGAACAGCUCGCUUGGGCCGAAGACAGCCUGCGGUAUUUGGCCGUGCAAGAUUCUCACGAGAAACGCAUAGCGGCAUUGCAGGUUAAGAGGACGGAAGCCGAAAUUUCAGAAUCCAGUGGGGAUACUUUGCUGCGUUUGGAGGCUUCCCGCAUGGUUGACGACUUGAGGCGCAUGGAGUUUGGCAAAGCUUACUUUCUAACUGCCAGGUACCUGACUGAUGGGGAGGAGCGCGAGCAUAUGUUCCUUCUAGCCUUGAGUAAAGGCUAUUAUCGGUCGCAGUAUUACCUGGGGCAGCUAUCGGAGCAGCGAGGUGUAUUGGGUGAUGCUUUGAUGAGAUAUCGAGCUGGAGGCGCUCAUAACGAUGCCGCCUGUCUACAUAGGUUAGCAGAAGCGCAUUUCGACGGUCUGCUGGGCAUCAAGAAGAACAAGGAAGAAGGUCUUCGCAUUCUCAAAUCUGCUGUCGCUACAUCUGAUAAGGACUAUCCAAACGCGUUGCACCACCUGGCCACGCUUUACCUGGAGCCUUCAGGCUCGAAGUUGAAGGGCUUGAACACCAAGAGUUUGGUCCAGCUCAAUGUUAUUGAAGCGAUGAAUUUGUUGCGCAAAGCAGCACUUCUAGGUUAUGGGCCUAGCCAACUUCGUCUCGGCCAAGUCCAUCGUUGCGGCUACUUUGAUCCUAAGGAAGCCAGAAAGGCCGAAAAGGCAUCCACUAAAAUCUCACGAUCGGGUAGUAGAUGGGGUAGACGGCGCUCAUCAAUGUCCACGACAUCAUCGGGGGGAGCAUGCGAUGCUCCUAUCGAUCCCAUUCUUGCAAUGCACUACUUGCACCUCGCUGCCCGCCGGGGACUACCUCAAGCUGACUACGAGAUCGCGCACGAUCUGCUCUGGAACAGUGGAAAACUGACAAGACAACAAGAGAAACUCGCUUACACGCACACGGUGCGAGCCCUACUGGGCGGUGUACACCUCGCGAACGGCUUGAUGGGAAAGCUCUUAGAAGAAGGUAUUGGCUGCAGGAAAGACGAGGUCGAGGCUGAAAAAUAUUACUUCAAGAGCAGCACGAAGGGGGACGACUGGGCGCGCGCGAGAUCCGAGGCACUGCGGAACCGAGGCGUAGGCAUUGACGGUGGAGUCCAUGGAUACAGUCGACCGUACAAGUAAACCGCUUCUGUGGGGUUUGUGAGACUCUUCCCCAUCUUCACGCAAAUGCUCUGACGUAUCUUGGGUCUUUCAGUACAAUGAAGCGCAAUGAUCGGGGCUUUUGGCCGCGGAAAAUGCAGGGGUGCAGGUAGCUGCGGACGUCGCCGUGCGAGGUAGCCAGACGAAGAUCUUCGUUCACACAAACACUUCGGCCUUGUGCAAAAACUUUGUCAAUGGUAACUCGGGGGAAAUUAACAAAGCCGCAAGCGCAUAUGGGCUUACGAGCAGCCUGACAAAGCUAUGGUGCGACAAAGAACCAACGCAGCUUGAGGCAUUGCGGCUGCUGUUGGAGAGUUGAUCUUCUGGGAGGCAGGCCUCGAGAUGUUCUAGGCAACAUGCAAAUACGCGUGACUUCAAGCACGACUUUGAAAGUUGCAAGUUAGCUUCGUGAGAUGCUAUAUGAAGUAUACUAAACUGUUGUAAUCAUAAAGUUGGCCUCAACCGUCAGGAGGACAAACGAAGCGGCGGUGUCGAGGCCAACAGUCGAAAGUGUCGUCGCCCAAUCAGGCUUGCUACACUAGACGUGCAAGAUAUGAUGCCGAGCGU
This is a messenger RNA of Verruconis gallopava, 3348 nucleotides long. RefSeq lists its product as uncharacterized. Bases 13 to 2763 code for a protein of 916 amino acids. NCBI's taxonomy places the organism in Eukaryota, Fungi, Ascomycota, Dothideomycetes, Venturiales, Sympoventuriaceae. The record is from RefSeq and is a predicted model, not a curated record. The transcript has 4 exons. Gene Ontology annotation, molecular function: protein binding.